AUGGAAAAUCAAGGAGGAGAGAUGGCUCACCCUAUCAACAGCACAUAUGGUGGAGGCCAUGGGCAUCGUCACAUGCUUCAUCAUGAAUCUGCACCACACAAUCACAUUGUCCCAUCUUCAGCGGCAGCAGUAGCAGUAGCACAGAAACAACACCAACACCAAUUACAAAUACCAAUAACAACCGGGCCCACCAGAAUAGUACCACUACCCUCGUGUUCUUCCAUGGAGGAGUCUGUACUAGUUCCCUACACCAACAAUGACGACAACAGGAUGAUGGUAAGGUACAGAGAAUGCCUCAAGAACCACGCAGUUUCCAUUGGAGGGAUUGCAACAGAUGGGUGUGGUGAGUUCAUGCCCUCCGGGGAAGAGGGUACCCUUGAAGCUCUCACCUGCUCAGCCUGCAACUGCCACAGAAACUUCCACAGGAAAGAGAUUGAAGGUGAAAUCCACCACCACCACCCAGUUUCCUGCGACUACAAUUACCACUCUGCCCCUCCACAUCUUAACAGAAUUGAGCUUGGAAAUGGUAGGAAGGUAAUUUUGCAGGGUCAUCAUCACCACAGGGGUAUUCUUGGAACAGAAUCUUAUGGGUACAACCACAAUCAUGCUGGGGUAGUUGUACCUUCAAGAGCACCAUUACCAUUGAUAAUGUCGUACGAUAUGGAGAUUGGAUCUUUUCCAUCAGAAUCUGAUGAACUUGAAGGGUUUAUGAGCAGGCAUCAUCCACCAACACAACCACAUCAGAUAGUGAAGAAGAGGUUCAGAACAAAGUUCACAGAAGAACAGAAGGAGAAGAUGCUCAGUUUCGCAGAGAAGGUUGGGUGGAAGAUUCAAAAGCAAGAGGAGUCGGUGGUGCAACAGUUUUGUCAAGAACUAGGGAUCAAAAGGAAAGUCCUCAAGGUCUGGAUGCACAACAACAAGCUCAGCUUAGCGAAGAAGAUCAAUCCUGUUGCUCAAAACCAAGUAAAUUAG
This is a messenger RNA of Lactuca saligna, 972 nucleotides long. NCBI's taxonomy places the organism in Eukaryota, Viridiplantae, Streptophyta, Magnoliopsida, Asterales, Asteraceae. The record is from the annotation of a GenBank genome assembly.